This is a messenger RNA of Aspergillus candidus, 363 nucleotides long. RefSeq names its product membrane magnesium transporter family protein. NCBI's taxonomy places the organism in Eukaryota, Fungi, Ascomycota, Eurotiomycetes, Eurotiales, Aspergillaceae. The record is from RefSeq and is a predicted model, not a curated record. Gene Ontology annotation, biological process: protein folding in endoplasmic reticulum. The transcript has 3 exons. The coding region runs from base 1 to 363 and encodes 120 amino acids. Gene Ontology annotation, cellular component: EMC complex.
AUGGGGUUCAUCUCUCGCAUAGCCACCCUCUUCGGGCUGGUGCUGCUCGCCCACGCAGCGUACUCCGCCCACGAACACACCACCCUCUACAGCAACGCCCGACUCCCGACCUCGACAGCCCUCCCGCACGACAUCGUCAUCGAAGCCCUCGUUUCCAUCGUCUUCGUGUCUGUGGGGUUGGUCCUCGGCGCGGAGAAGCUCAAGCCAGUUAGCUGGAGCGAGUGGGCGGGGCAGAUUGAGCGUGAAGGGGGCGCGAGGAAUCCGUUUCGGAGGCUGGAGGAGCGGUAUAGUUUUUGGGAUGUGCGGGCUAAGCGGAAGGAGUUUGCUGAGUGGAUGAAGGGGGAUGUCCCUAUGGAGAAGUGA